GUGAAAUUUGAUGGGAAUUGCGGUAAACAUGCGGUGACGGUCUGCAAUCUCGCCGGAGGAGAGAGCAGCUUUCCGUGAACAAUUACGCUUGAAAGAUGGCGGAAUUUAUUGCAACGGUGUCGCGGAGUCAGAGAAAAGCGAGUAGAGAUUAGAGUUCCUUUGCGAUAAAUGCUAGACGUUAAAGAGAAGCGGAAUAUCUCUGUCAGUCAGCGGGUGGCGGACCAUUUGGGACAGAUGUGAGAGCGGAGGUUGAAAAAAAUGGAAAAAGAUACAAGCCGCCAUUACCGGGCGUACGAGGGGUUCAAGGCUGCCAAUAACGGAAAUACUUCGUCGUUAAAGAGGGAAGCCGAACUUCCGCAAUCUCAACAGAGGCCGAUAAAGUGUCUCUGCUUUGGCGGAGUGCCGGACAAGGCGAGCCAUCAUUCCUUUUUGAAGGGAUUUGUCAUUAAUCUUGGAAUAUGCGCGCUUCUUGUCGCCUACACGCUGCUCGGUAGCUUCAUUUUCCUCGCCAUUGAGGGUGGCAGCGAAAGUCUGCACCAACGAACCUUGGCCACGACCAUCGCCAACAACAAUCAACCCAUGAGACGAAACACCACCGCAUGGUUUAAGCAGGUCAGUCACGAGGCUCGUUCGAGAACGGUGGAAAACAUGUGGGACAUUACGGAGAACCUAAACAUCCUGUAUCGUGAAAACUGGACGCGGCUAGCAGCACAAGAGAUCGCGAGGUUCCAGGAUCAGCUUGUGAAAAGGAUAAUGGAAGACAUGAUGGCCUCCCAAAGCGCCGGUUCUUUAGCUCCAGCGCACAAACAUGAUGGCGUCACAGAGCAAAGGGUGCCUGACUACGAGUGGAAUUUCGCAAAAGCAUUCUUGUAUUCUCUUACGGUGCUCACUACGAUCGGAUACGGAAGCAUCGCGCCUCGGUCGACUUGGGGCAAGGCGGCAACGAUGGGUUACGCCACUCUGGGAAUCCCGUUGACCCUCGUCUAUCUAUCAAGCGCUGGGGGACUUUUGUCCCGGUGUGCCCGUGGCGUGUUCACCAGGGCACUUUGCUGUUGCCUCUGCUCAAACUGCGGCUACUGCUGCUACGACGAAAGGAGAAUGCAGGAGAAAGAGAGACGCAUGAGAAAGAAACGCCAACAAGAGGAGCUCGCCCAGCAGCAGCAACAACUCCAACUUCAGGAGCCGUUCUACGUCAGGGCGAACGCGUCUGCCUUUUCCAGUGCCGUUGAGGUCAAGACCAGCCCGAAGGACGAAAUUUCUAGCCUGGGCUCAGGAGACAGGCCGAAUGUCACCAUUCUCGCCCCGAUUAGCAUCUGCCUUGGAGCAAUGCUGUGUUACAUCAUCGCUGGGGGCUUAGCUUUACAUAAACUGGAAGGUUGGGCUUUUAUAGACGCUUGUUACUUCUGCUUCAUGACCCUGAGCACAAUCGGCUUCGGCGACAUGGUACCAGGUUCCUAUCCACGUUACAACCCAGCCGAUUCCCGAAACGUGACAGUGUGGUUUUGCUCGUGUUACAUAAUGUCGGGAAUGGCGCUGACGGCGAUGUGCUUCAACAUCCUCCACGACGAGAUUGUGCAUCGACUGAAUCAUCACAUCGAGAAACAGGAACCUGUUAAAGCUUCUCAGAGCGUGGACGAACUGGCAACCGACCCGUUUUCCCUUACUUCGUGACAAUUUCCGGCCAGUACAAUCUGCCACAGAAACGUCACUGAAGAGACUCUCUGCGGCGACACACCGACGAGUAUAUUUGCCCACGAGAACGAGAUGAACAUUUUGAAGGACUCUUACAACCAGGUCGACGUUACAAGGGACUGUCAGCCUGGGCUGAAGAAAGAGGAACAAUUAAUUCCUAUUUCGGCUGUUUACACCCUUCCGGAAGUCGACGAAGAGGCGGAAGAAAACACCGAAAUGUGAAGGGUGGCGCUCAACGGAUAUUUUAACCCCCCAGCAAGGUUACCGAGCUUGGAUUUAGACUGUCUAUAAUAUUUCAAACUCAUACCUAAAACGUACAUAAAAAUUGUAAUAGAUCCGUACAAGUCAUCAAAUUUAAAAAAUGUUCCAACAUUUCUCGCCGUUUUUUAUUACUGUCAUUAUUAUUAUCACAGUACUACUGUUAUUCAAAUCUCUUCGCAUCAGCACGCUGCGUUUGCUUCAGUGCAUUUUAUUUUACUGGAUCAUUGUUGAAGCUGAUUAUAUGGAACGAAAGCCAAUUAGGCACUUGGUAUUUUGCGAUCACGUAAUUCGACUCACGAAUUUUUCAUUUGCAAAGUAAUCUUA
Messenger RNA from Diprion similis, 2277 nucleotides. Its product is annotated as TWiK family of potassium channels protein 18-like. Gene Ontology annotation, biological process: stabilization of membrane potential; potassium ion transmembrane transport. NCBI's taxonomy places the organism in Eukaryota, Metazoa, Arthropoda, Insecta, Hymenoptera, Diprionidae. The transcript is spliced from 5 exons. The coding region runs from base 259 to 1671 and encodes 470 amino acids. Gene Ontology annotation, molecular function: potassium ion leak channel activity. Gene Ontology annotation, cellular component: membrane. The record is from RefSeq and is a predicted model, not a curated record.